This is a messenger RNA of Fusarium falciforme, 1164 nucleotides long. RefSeq names its product Abhydrolase-3 domain-containing protein. The record is from RefSeq and is a predicted model, not a curated record. The coding region runs from base 1 to 1164 and encodes 387 amino acids. The transcript has a single exon. Lineage: Eukaryota; Fungi; Ascomycota; Sordariomycetes; Hypocreales; Nectriaceae. Gene Ontology annotation, molecular function: hydrolase activity.
AUGGCUGCCAAUUCUCCUUUGAAAGCCUUGUUCGCCUACAUCUAUGUCCUCCUGUACUCACCAUGGCUACUCUCUCACUUUGGGCUUGACGUUGCCCUCUGCCUGCUUCCAUGGGCGCGACCCUCCCGGCAGUGGUCAUUGAACCAGGCUGCGCGCAUGCGCGUAGUCAGACUAUUGCUGCUGUACUGGUCGCUUACAAAGGCAGGAGACAGGCUUACUCUUCGUCCGGGGCGAGAGAAGAACCGUUUCGAAGUUGUCGCGCCGAGGUCUCCCAAGCUAUACAGAGGAGUAUUGUCAGACAUUGCCAUUCAGCCUACUCAGCUGGGCUUGACUUGGACACCAGCCCGGCCGCCGCCUCCUGAGCUGGUACGAUCGAAUAUGAUGGUGGUUCUUCACUUUCACGGAGGCGCCUUCGUUAUCGGUAACGGUCGCGAUGAAGAUACCGGGUAUCUUGCUCGAUAUUUGAUAGAGCAAACGGGCUGCACUCAUGUAUGCACGCCGCAAUACCGUCUGUCUAGUAGCAACGGCGGGCGCUUUCCCGCUCCGCUACAAGAUGCUCUCACGGCAUACCUCUGUCUGAUCAAGACCAAAGGCAUCCCGGCCAGCCAAAUCAUUCUGUCCGGUGAUUCGGCGGGAGCCAACAUUGCACUUGGACUGUUGCGAUACAUCCACGAGUAUGGUCAACAGGACGAGAUCCCAUUCCCACGAGCGGUCACUCUUUGGUCGCCCUGGGUUGAUGUGAGCGCGGCGCUCGAGCAAGACAUGACAAGGUCACCCAACUACAAAACAGACUAUCUCAGCAAAGAGUUUGGGCGAUGGGGCGCCUUGACAAUCUCGGAAUCUGGCAUGUUUGACCCGUCGGGCCCAUAUCUAUCACCGCUACGUCACCCCUUCAAACCAGACGUAAGCAUCCCGACGUUUGUCAAUGCAGGAGGCAACGAAGUCCUCUAUCACGACAUCCGGGACUUCUGCGAGCGCUACCAGAAGCAUGGUUGGAUGAUUCACCUGGACAUCUCUGAACACUGUCCCCACGACAUUCUUUUGUUGGGACCUCGGAUCGGGUUUGGGGCCGAGGCAGAGAAGGCAGCAGAGCACGCAAAGGAUUUCCUUAAUGAGGCUGCAGGCAUCAAUCUUUGCAGCUACAGCCGAGACUCGUUGUCGUAG